CUUCAAAAGAGAGAAAAAUAGAUUUAUGGUCUGGCAGGAUGGUGUCGCAGAUCAAAUCUGAAGCAGGGUCAGACCAGACACCGGACCAUAAGGGGGCAUCUCUGUGGUUGUUCAACUUGCCAAACUGCGAAAGUUUCCUGGACAUGAUCGAGAUUAAUGAGUCUCACGUUGUUUGCAAAAAUGUCAAAUAUAGCUGUCUACGUCCUCUCUUCAUAUAAGGAAAACAUCGAAGAAGACUUUUUCAUUUACUAACAAAGCAGGUGAAGUCUUGAAUAGGGUGGCAAGGUCGCCCGGAAUCAGUGGGCCAGUUGUUCGGAUGGGGACCGCAAGUUCAAGAAAUUUUACCUUCGGACGUCAAACUAUUUCUUGAACUCGUUCUGUUCGAUCAAGCGGAUGGCGUUCUAAAUAUAUAAUAACUUGGCAGAAAAAAGAAGAAAUGGGGAACAAUUCAAUAAAAGAUUCAAGAAAUGGUUAACAGCUGGCGAUGGCUUGGGAAAACAAUAGCGAAGAAAGAAGAAACAGCGGGUGGGGGUGGGGGUGGGGGUGGGAGUGCGAGGGAAGAAAGUGACAUGCUCGCGAGCUUGAAGUCACCUCUCUCCGUGCACCUUCCCCAUGUAUGACCAUGACUACGACUUUGACUCUGUCCAACUCUCCGCCGAUUGCUGUACUGUCUUCAACCAUCCUCCACUUCAGCUGAUGUUCUUCUAGAUGGCUUUGCUACGCGCAGCUUGAACCGUCCCUUGCCUUCGUUUCUGCUUGAAGGCAGAAAGUGGCGAAGAAAGAAGAAAGCUGCUUGCUUGCUUCUCCGCCAUACCUCUCUCUCGUUCUCUCUCUCUCUCUCUGCGCUAACUCAAGAACCCAGGAAUCUAUGGCGCCACACGGGUUCUUCUCUCUCUGCAAGUUGUGUGCCAUUUUCUUGAUUCUUUUGACCUGUUCCUCCAAAGCCGCUCCUUUGCCCACCCCCAUCAUUUCAGAUGAUAUAUUCGAAUCUCAGGUUCUUGCUGGUCGGCAUCUCCUCCAGGCUAAACAAGGUUGUUCAGUGAACUUUGAGUUCCUGAACUACACGAUCAUCACGAGCAAAUGUAAAGGACCUACUUACCCUCCCGAUGUCUGUUGUGGAGCGUUCAAGGAGUUUGCGUGCCCAUAUGCUGAUGUUCUAAACGACCUAACAAAUGUUUGCGCCUCGACCAUGUUUACCUAUAUCAACCUCAAUGGGAAGUACCCGCCCGGCCUUUUUGCUGCCGAAUGUAGAGAAGGAAAGCUAGGGCUCGAGUGCCCGGCAUUACCACCAUCAUCCUUAGCCAAUGAAAGUAACGGGGCUCAAAUCACAUGCCAUGCUCCCCUUCUAUUAGUACUUUCAGUUGGCUUCAUCAUCCUUGUGUUCCAGGUUCUGUUUGGACCAAGACUAUGAACUCUCUCCACUGCAAUUAUUGUAUUCUUUCUUUAAUAGCAUCCAGAAAUAUAUGAUUGCUGGCCUCUUCAUCUUU
Messenger RNA from Syzygium oleosum, 1487 nucleotides. Its product is annotated as GPI-anchored protein LLG1. The transcript is spliced from 3 exons. Lineage: Eukaryota; Viridiplantae; Streptophyta; Magnoliopsida; Myrtales; Myrtaceae. The record is from RefSeq and is a predicted model, not a curated record. Bases 869 to 1411 code for a protein of 180 amino acids.